AUGCUUUUCUCCCCUAUCGGGCCCAGCCAGUCCUCUUCUUUGGUCAUCCCAGCAUCCCAUGAGGAGCAAUUAUGGUCUAUCUUUCUUCGGGAUGUCGACCCUUUAACCAAAGUCAUCCACUGGCCGGUUGUAGAUCAGCUAAGGGAGCGGAAAAUAUCCGCAAACCCCACCCCAACCUGCUUCGACGCUCUGUUGGCCUCUAUCUAUGCAUGCGCAAUAGUUCCUUUGGGGGAAGUUGAGUGCCAGACGAUGUUUGGUCAUGGUCGCGCAGUCCUAAUAGAACAUUAUCAUGCGGCCACGAGAAAAGCCUUGUUUGAAUUGGAUUUUCUCCACUCGUUAGACCUUAUGCUUGUCCAGGCAUUGGCGCUAUUAUUGACGUCCAUUCACCAGCUGUCCGAGCCUUCGCUUUGCUGGUCCAUACUCGGUCUUGUCAUUCGCAAAGCUCAGACAAUCGGUCUCCAUCGUGACGGCACCUCAUUAGGUCUUCCUCUAUACGAGUGUGAAAUCCGUCGACGUGUCUGGUGGUAUCUGGUUACUCUUGAUAUGCGCGUAUCUGAACUGGCUGGGGCUGCUAACCCGAUUAUCUCACAACCCUGGGACACUAAUUUCCCCACGAAUAUCAACGAUCAAGAUCUCCAUCCCGAUAUUGAUUAUUUAACACCAGCCACGGACGGGCUGACCGACAUGAGUUUCUGUUUGUUCCAGUACGAGGCGGUUCGCCUUGUUCGAUCCGCCUACCUCGCUGCAUCGCCUGAGUUCAUGCUGCGAAACAGUCCUCGCAUGCUGCUCUCCAUUGAGCAAAUCAAUGUCUUCCGCAGGACAGUAGAAGACAGAUUCCUUCGCUUCUGUGACCCUGUAAUUCCUGUACAUUUCAUGCUCAACUCUUUUGCGCGCUUAACCCUGUGCAAGAUGCAGGCGUUUGUGCAAGAGAUUCGGCCCAAGGAGCGGAAACCGCAGCAAUCAUCGCUGUCGGACUCGGGGUCCAAGUUGAGUUACGGCUUACGAAUGCUGGAAUAUGACCAGUUAUUGCACUCAAACCAAUCCGUUCAUGGAUUCCGCUGGUUCAUCUAUGCCCAGUUUCCAUGGGGUGCUCUCAUCUGGUUGCUUCAGUCGAUGCUAACCAAGAAUUGGGGCGCGAGAGAAGAUAACACGUGGCACCACAUCGAGACCCUAUAUCAGCGCUAUCCAGAGCUAUAUGACGAGGAUCGAGGACUACAUCGCUUGGUGAAUACCCUUGUUCUUCGAGUUUGGUGGCUUCGGCAGGCACUUCGGAAAGGGGCCGUCUUACGAAGCAAAGUGGAACCAACCCCCCAUUUCAUCACCGAACUACUGUCGAAGCCUUAUAUCCGGAGCGAUCAAGUCGCGCCUUUGGAGACCCGUGAAACUGUUCCCAACGAGGGCGCUCAUGGUGCGGCUCCUUCCACGAGCGAGGCUACAAUCAUGGAGCAGCUCGAUGACUGGGAUCAAUUAUUGUUUAUGCCCACUGCUUCACUGGAAUCGAACUUUGACUUCAGUGCCUGGCUUACUUGA
Messenger RNA from Aspergillus costaricaensis CBS 115574, 1530 nucleotides. RefSeq names its product fungal specific transcription factor domain-containing protein. Gene Ontology annotation, biological process: DNA-templated transcription. The record is from RefSeq and is a predicted model, not a curated record. NCBI's taxonomy places the organism in Eukaryota, Fungi, Ascomycota, Eurotiomycetes, Eurotiales, Aspergillaceae. The coding region runs from base 1 to 1530 and encodes 509 amino acids. The transcript is spliced from 2 exons. Gene Ontology annotation, molecular function: DNA binding; zinc ion binding.